GGAGACUUCAACAAAUAUUUACAUUUCAUACGAAAAAAGGAGGAAUCUUUUUAAUUUCGUGGUUGGUCAAUCUAGUUGCGAAGUGGAGAGGGAAGUAUAAUAAAUAAAAAAGUGAAACGCGUCCUGGGUAUCAGGGUCAUAGCGCCCGCCUUUCUUCUCUGCUCAGUCGCGAUUUCAGCUUCACAAGCAGGCAGCGUCUACAGUCACUACUUGCUAUCUACCUUCUCAGACUUCCCUAAAUUAUGGGGCGCAAACUUUUGUGGGUGGCUUUCUGUUUAUGGGCUUUAACAUGCUCUCUUCUUCCUUCUUUCUCUUCUGGACUUCUGAGAAUUGGUUUGAAGAAGAGGCGUUUAGAUCUCCAGAGCAUCAAAGCUGCCAGAAUUACAAGAGAACAGCUAAAACCAGGCAGACCAGUGAAGGGUGCACAUAGGUAUAUUGGUAGUUCGGACGAGGAUAUAGUACCCCUGAAGGAUUAUUUAAAUGCGCAAUAUUUUGGAGAGAUUGGAAUUGGUACGCCCCCACAAACCUUCACUGUCAUAUUUGAUACGGGUAGUUCCAACCUGUGGGUUCCGUCAUCAAAGUGCUAUUUUUCUAUUGCAUGCUAUUUCCAUUCUCGGUACAAAUCAAAGAAAUCAAGUACAUAUAGCAAGAAUGGAACUUCAUGUCAAAUAACCUAUGGAUCUGGAUCCAUAUCUGGCUUCUUCAGUCAAGAUAACGUUAAAGUUGGUGAUGUUGUUGUCAAGCAUCAAGAUUUCAUUGAGACAACCCGAGAAGGAAGUCUUACGUUUGUGUUAGCUAAGUUUGAUGGAAUACUUGGACUUGGGUUUCAGGAAAUCUCUGUUGAAAAAGCUGUUCCAGUAUGGUAUAAUAUGGUGGAUCAAGAUCUUGUAAGUGAUGAGGUAUUCUCUUUUUGGCUAAAUGGGGAUCCAGAUGCAGAAGAGGGUGGCGAAUUAGUUUUUGGAGGUGUUGAUCCAGAUCACUUCGAGGGAAAACAUACUUAUGUGCCCGUUACUAAAAAGGGUUACUGGCAGUUUGAAAUGGGUGAUUUUCUCAUUGGAGGUCUGUCAACAGGUGUUUGUAAGGACGGCUGUGCUGCUGUAGUUGAUUCCGGAACAUCCUUGCUUGCUGGUCCCACUUCUGUUGUGACUGAGAUCAACCAUGCCAUUGGAGCUGAAGGAAUUGUGAGUUCAGAAUGCAAGGAAGUUGUAUCUCAAUAUGGAGACUUGAUAUGGGAACUCUUAGUAUCAGGAGUACGGCCUGAUGAAGUAUGCACGCAACUUGGUCUGUGUUCUGCAUAUGUGGAACAAUCUAAGAGUACUGGGAUUGAGAUGGUUACUGAAAAGGAACAGAGAGAAGGGUUAUCAGCUAGAGAAGAUGCUUUGUGUACAUUUUGCGAGAUGGCCGUGAUUUGGAUCCAGAAUCAGUUAAAACGAAGAGUAACCAAGGAAAAAGUACUUAACUACAUAAAUCAGUUGUGUGAGAGACUGCCAAGUCCAGCCGGCGAGUCCACAAUAAGCUGUGAUAGUGUAUCUCAACUGCCAAACAUUACGCUUACAAUUGGAGAAAAACUUUUCGACCUCACCCCACAGCAGUAUAUUCUGAAAACGGGAGAAGGCCUGGCAGAAGUUUGCAUUAGUGGGUUUAUGGCAUUUGAUUUUCCUCCUCCACGGGGUCCCCUCUGGAUUGUGGGCGACAUUUUCAUGAGGGCAUACCAUACAGUGUUUGACUAUGGCAAUCUCCAACUAGGUUUUGCUAAAGCUGCCUGAUACGAGUUGUGGAAGAUUAUGUUGGGAAAAUCUUAAGAAGCUUGUGAUUGUAUUGUAAAUAAACAUGUGUGGCUAUGUAGCAUACCAUGGCUUGGGUUUCCGUAUGAAGGACAUAGUCAGGAUGAAGCAUUGUAACUUGAAGAUAUCCUCAUCGUAGAAGCAGUACUUGAUAUUGAAUGGCCCUGUAUUCAUCAAAAGCACGUAGCAGUACUUGAUAUUACUGAGGCUUAUGAUGAUUGUAACUUAUGAAGAGUGUGUGAAUAAACAUACCCAGUCUGUUAAUAUGGCACGGGUGAACUAGAAAGGUUUGUUCCUCCUUAACCUGACGGGUUAAAGUUAAACCGACUUGGACUUGGUUUGCUUCUAAGACGGUAGGUCUGACGCCCUUUUGUAAUAACAAUAACAAUAAUAAUUAAAUAGUUCAGAUCAAGGGAAGACUUGAGAACUUAUGUAUUAUGCAAAAUUUAGUGAGUAUAAGAGUAGCAUGGUUCAUGGUGAA
This is a messenger RNA of Neltuma alba, 2265 nucleotides long. RefSeq names its product aspartic proteinase. Bases 243 to 1766 code for a protein of 507 amino acids. The record is from RefSeq and is a predicted model, not a curated record. Gene Ontology annotation, molecular function: aspartic-type endopeptidase activity. Gene Ontology annotation, biological process: proteolysis; lipid metabolic process. NCBI's taxonomy places the organism in Eukaryota, Viridiplantae, Streptophyta, Magnoliopsida, Fabales, Fabaceae. The transcript has 14 exons.